Sitophilus oryzae (rice weevil) is the source of this 2450-nucleotide messenger RNA. RefSeq names its product gastrula zinc finger protein XlCGF26.1-like. The record is from RefSeq and is a predicted model, not a curated record. Gene Ontology annotation, biological process: regulation of transcription by RNA polymerase II. Gene Ontology annotation, molecular function: DNA-binding transcription factor activity, RNA polymerase II-specific; RNA polymerase II transcription regulatory region sequence-specific DNA binding; zinc ion binding. Lineage: Eukaryota; Metazoa; Arthropoda; Insecta; Coleoptera; Curculionidae. Gene Ontology annotation, cellular component: nucleus. The transcript has 6 exons. Bases 280 to 1761 code for a protein of 493 amino acids.
CUCUCGGUGUCACCUCGAAAUCUUGUCACCAAAGUAUGGCCGCGGAUCGAAUUUUGGCCUCACUAACCGAUCACGGGAGAAUAUGCGUGUUAGCUGUCCCCUCUCUUUCCUUGUCUCCUACCUUGGGUAAUGUCAACAGAUGUCAAUGUCAAUCAAGUUGUCAGUUGGUUGUCAGUGUCAUCGUUAUGUUAGGUUAUGAUUUUAAAUUUUAAUCAAAAACUUAACACGGAAUGUUGAAAAAGUAUACAAAAGGAAAUUCGUUUAUUCCAAGCUAAAUCUAUGGAAGAACAUCAAUAUUGUCGUUUAUGUUUAUCUCGGUCAGCCAUUUACCAUUCUCUGCUGAAGCAUAAUGGGAAAGAAAUGCUUUUUGCCCUUACGGGAAUCGAGAUUAACAGCGAAAUUUCGUCUACCGACUCCUGUGCAAAGUGUUGGCUAGAUUUAAAACUCGCUUAUCACAUUCAACAAACCUUUGUUGAGGCAGAUAAAAGAUUCCAAGACUUAGGCAUGCAGUGUCCACCAAAAAUCGAACCUGUGUCGCCACUGCAUGAACCUGCAUCAUUACUACACCAACCUCCAUCACCACAACAUGAACCUAGUGACAAUAUUGAAAGUAUUGAGAGUUUUACCAGCUUAUUUCAGGUUCAGGAAAAUCCUUCAAUAAAAAAUGAAGUGAAUGAUGAUGAUGAUGAUGAUCUUAGAAGAUAUCCUGAAGUAAUUUUUAUUCAAGCUGAUGAAGUUGAUACUAUUGAAAAUUCAACUGUAUGUCCUCUUUGUGGCUUGACCUUUCAAAACAACGAUACAUUUUAUAAUCAUAUAAGCAGUCAUUACAACGAACCUCAGCAUUGCACUGACUGUUCUUUACCUUUACCAAGCAUAUCCGCAUAUUGGCACCACAUAGAAACAAAACAUCCGAAGGAAAUGAAAAAACCAUAUUAUUGUGGAAAAUGCAAACUUUCUUUCCGUUACAGGCCUUUUUUUGAUAUGCAUCUGUUGGCGCUUCAUCCAGCCCCAAUCCGGCGAUCGCCAAAACCCCGAAUAAAAAAAAACCAUAAAAAAUUAAUUGAUGAUAUUGAUGAUGAACUACUAAAUGAAAAUUUAAGUUGCAAUCAAUGUAAUAAAGUUUUCUAUACUAAAAGUACUUUCAGGAAUCACGUUAAAGGUCAUAUGAGAAGAGCUUGUCCUAUAUGUGGAGCCAAAAUAACAAUUUACAAUUUAACUAAGCAUGUAAAACUACAUAAGUCUGGACCGGCAGUAUGUCAUCUCUGUGGAAUAACUGCCAAGAAUCAUGAAAGCUUAAGGGGUCAUAUGUAUUACACCCAUUCUCAAAAACGGCUCACUUGCGAAGAGUGCGGAAGAGUAUUUAAAAAAUUAUACAGUUAUAAAAUGCACAUUAAAAAGGAACAUACAGGUGAGAGAACUUUUACAUGCGAUUCUUGUGGAAAAAGAUUUUUUACCAACUACGAGUUAAAUAAUCAUAUUAAAUCGAGACAUCUUAAACAAAGGCCUCAUAUUUGCCAAUAUUGUCAAAAGGGAUUUUCAAGUCGGUUUGCAAUGAAGACUCAUGAAAGGCAACAUACAAAUGAAGCGCCAUAUGUGUGUGAAGUGUGCGGUGAAGGUUUUAGACAAAAUGUCUCUUUAAAGGCCCAUAGAAAGUCGAGACACAAUAUUAUUGAAAACAAAACCAUUGAAUGUCCGACAUGCGGAAAAAUGUUCGUUAACAACUGGGCAUUAAAGAGUCAUAUCAGAUCAGUACAUGAUUAAUUAAUAUGUUUAUGAAACAAUUUUCUUAAUUUUGUAAUGUUGUUUUCUAGUUUAAUAGUCAAAUUUAUAAUCAAACACCAUUGUUUCUGUAACCGUAAAUCAGAAAAACAAUAUGCCUAGAUUUUUACACCAAGAGCGCUUGCAUACACACCGGCAAAAUCGGCGCCGGUGUUGAUGCCGGUGCAGGUGCCGCGAAAUCGAUCGAUCCGGUAAAAUAAUCGAUCGGAAAUAAUCGAUCCGGUAAAAUAGUCUCAGGGACCAGUCACCGAUUUUGUCGGUAUGUGUGCAACCGCUCUAAUAGUUAUUGGCUCUAAAAGAAUUACUUUUUGUUUAAAACAGUUUAUAUAGAAACAAUGGUAUUUUAAAUGAAAUUAUUUGAAUUUGUUCAAAAAGUCACUUUGUUAUUGUUCAAACAAAAAACUUUUGGAGUUAAAAAAAAAGUAAAAAUAUGUUUACUAUUGUUAUUUAUUUUUAUGUUUAAUUAGUUUUAAGUAUAAAAAGUUGCUACUUAAGUAAACUAAAUGCAAUAUAUUCUUGUUGCUAAAAUUCCUAUUAUUUUAUGUAUAUAGGUUUAUAUCCUUAUUUAUAUGUUGUAUAUUAUAUAGAAAUACUUAUGGUAGAAUUUCACAUUUUUUUAAGGAAUAUAUCCUUUGUCCACACAGUGUUUCACAAUAAAAGCCAACUUUUCA